AUGACCUUCAUGAAAACCAUGUGGAAGUCUAUCUUCCCGGGUUGUUAUAAGGGUGGAUAUCCCUCUCCGAAGCCAAAGAAAGUGGUGGCUACAAAGACAAACACUUCUCACAGGAUUUCUGUGAUGGAUUUGAGUUAUCCAAGCACGACUCUUUCUGAGGAUCUCUCCAUUUCUCUAGCGGGGACUAACCUCCAUGUUUUCACACUUGCUGAGCUCAAGAUUAUCACGCAGUCUUUCUCUUCUAGCAACUUUCUAGGAGAAGGUGGGUUCGGACCAGUGCAUAAAGGGUUCAUUGAUGACAAGCUUAGGCAUGGCCUUAAGGCUCAACCCGUGGCUGUUAAGCUCUUGGACUUGGAUGGCUCGCAGGGCCACAAAGAGUGGUUGACUGAAGUUGUUUUCCUGGGGCAACUAAGGCAUCCACAUCUGGUGAAGCUGAUAGGAUACUGUUGUGAAGAAGAACACAGACUUUUGGUAUAUGAAUAUUUACCAAGAGGAAGCUUGGAGAAUCAGUUAUUUAGAAGAUUCUCAGCAUCACUGCCAUGGUCAACGAGAAUGAAAAUUGCUGUUGGGGCUGCCAAGGGUCUAGCCUUUCUUCAUGAAGCCGAGAAGCCAGUCAUCUAUAGGGAUUUCAAAGCUUCAAACAUCUUGUUAGACUCAGAUUACAAUGCAAAGCUAUCUGAUUUUGGGUUGGCAAAAGACGGUCCCGAAGGAGAUGACACCCACGUUUCAACCCGAGUUAUGGGCACACACGGUUACGCAGCCCCAGAAUAUGUCAUGACAGGUCACUUGACAGCAAUGAGUGAUGUGUAUAGUUUUGGGGUAGUGCUUUUGGAGCUGCUAACAGGGAGACGAUCAGUGGAUAAGAAUCGUCCUCCAAGGGAGCAGAAUCUAGUGGAGUGGGCAAGGCCAAUGUUGAAUGAUUCAAGGAAACUAAGUAGGAUAAUGGACCCUAGACUUGAAGGGCAAUAUUCUGAGAUGGGGACCAAAAAAGCAGCAGCAUUGGCUUAUCAAUGCCUCAGCCAAAGGCCUAGGAGCAGACCGUCAAUGAGCACAGUGGUUAAGACCCUUGAGCCUCUCCAGGAUUUUGAUGACAUUCCAAUUGGAACAUUUGUUUACACUGCUCCACCAGAUCAAAACAAUGAAGUGCAUAACAGGGAUGCAAGGGAGCAAUUUGAUGCACCUAGAAAGAGGGAAAAUAGCAAUGGCCAACACCUUCACAGGAACCACCAUCUUAACAGGCAUCAUCCGCUGAAGUCCCCCAAGACCCCAAAGCCACAAUCACACUCAAAUUUACGCCCACUGAAUGAUCACAACAAACCUAGAAAUGGUAGAGGAAGUGGAUCAAACUCUCCUCCAUCACACGUGAAAAGGCCAGGAAUCAUUGCCUAA
Molecule: messenger RNA, 1389 nt
Organism: Sphenostylis stenocarpa
Lineage: Eukaryota; Viridiplantae; Streptophyta; Magnoliopsida; Fabales; Fabaceae
Source: the annotation of a GenBank genome assembly